AUGAAGAAGCAAGAGACUCUCACCACAUACACACAAUCGAAUUUUAAGCAACUUAUUAACUUUUCAACACGAAUAUGCCAUGAACAGAGCUCUCUGAUUGAUCUACUACUGGUAAAUGACGAAAAGCUAGUCGCCUCAAUAAAAUCCGAACCUCGAAUAGGCUUGCGUGACCACGUAGUCAUUACAGCAAUCAUUCAGUUAAACCUCAAAACUGGCAGUACUCACAAAGUGCAAAAACCAAAUUCUUGCAAAGCAAAUUAUAAAGCGAUCAACAAAGAAAUUUCCCAAAAGAAUACCCAUUUACAAGUAGCAGAGGAAACAACUCAUGCUGCAACAAUUCUUACCAAACUUUAA
Psylliodes chrysocephalus is the source of this 354-nucleotide messenger RNA. The record is from the annotation of a GenBank genome assembly. NCBI's taxonomy places the organism in Eukaryota, Metazoa, Arthropoda, Insecta, Coleoptera, Chrysomelidae.